This is a messenger RNA of Zingiber officinale, 2009 nucleotides long. RefSeq names its product transcription factor LRL1-like. Gene Ontology annotation, biological process: regulation of transcription by RNA polymerase II. Gene Ontology annotation, molecular function: DNA-binding transcription factor activity, RNA polymerase II-specific; protein dimerization activity; RNA polymerase II cis-regulatory region sequence-specific DNA binding. The transcript is spliced from 9 exons. Gene Ontology annotation, cellular component: nucleus. The record is from RefSeq and is a predicted model, not a curated record. The coding region runs from base 296 to 1627 and encodes 443 amino acids. NCBI's taxonomy places the organism in Eukaryota, Viridiplantae, Streptophyta, Magnoliopsida, Zingiberales, Zingiberaceae.
CUCUCACACACGUUCGCUUUCUUCCCUCCGCUUCCGUUGGCUUCCCUCGUCUUCUUCUCCCUUGUCCUCUCUCACUUGCUCCGCCCUCUCCGGAUCGCUCCUCUUCCACUCGCCGGAUCCCGGUCGGAACGAUCGCCGGAGCAAAUUUGACGCCGCUAGCCCCUUCCUAUCACAACCAUCAUGGCCAGAUAAUUCAGUGCUUCCUUGGGAUGGAGUGGUUGUAUCCCAAAUAAAUAGUUUGCUGGCUGAUUCCUUCGAUGCAUACCAAGAAGAGAAAAAGAAUCCAUCCCCAUUGAUGGUAUCGUCAAGUCAUGUUAAUGGAAUUCCUGUGGCAGAAGACUAUUUAUUUGAAGUAUAUGGAGAAGAUAUGAAGAAUAAUUGUUCUUGGAUGGUAACUUCAAGUCAUGUUGAUGAAAUUGCAACUGAUGAAGAUUUUAAUAAGCAUGCGCAGGAUGGGACUUGUGUACUAAGUUCCCAUGUAAAUGAGGUUCUUGUUCCUGAUUGUAACACAACAAUUGAAUCUGUAUUGUCUCCUUGUUCACUGCCCAUUUCUAGCUCCAUCGAGAGAGACUUCACCAAAUUGCCAUCUUUUCCACCAUUUUCCAACCCUACUACUUGGUACUCAGAUGUUUCCUCGUUUAUAGAGCACGGGCAUUUCCAUGGCAUUGGAUUUCAAGGUGCUGAAUGUGAUAGCAAUGUUUUGAACAAAACAUGUUUUGAGAAUGGACAUUUUACACAUCUGGAUAGUGUAGCCACUGCAUCUUUAAAUCCAACAGAUAAUCUAGAAGUCCAGGAUCCAGAUUUCCCUUAUUUUUCUUCCGAGAAACAUAUAAAUUUGGCUGCUGAAACUUUGCAACUUACAAAGGAUGAAAAUGAGAUGCAGGAUAUCUAUCCAUCAUCUUUUCCUAGAGAAGAAAUAGUAUCAAGUAGACAGACUGGAAUUCAAACUUAUAAACAGAUCUCCGGUUCUCAAUCUCAACAAAUCAACAACAAUACCUAUGGUAGCAAUGGAGCUAUGAAGCCACGCGUGAGAGCAAGACGCGGUCAGGCAACUGAUCCUCAUAGUAUUGCAGAACGACUUCGAAGAGAAAGAAUUGCAGAUAGGAUGAAGAACUUGCAGGAGCUUGUGCCAAACUCUAAAAAGACUGAUAAAGCAUCAAUGCUUGAUGAAAUCAUUGACUAUGUUAAGUUCCUACAACUGCAAGUCAAGAUUCUAAGCAUGAGUAGGCUAGGAGCAGCUGGAGCUGUUGUUCCUCUACUGACAGAUGGGCAAGUGGAGGGCUUCGGUACUCUCUUAUCGUCACCGGAGGAAGCAUUCAAUCUAUCGGACACAGAGGACAAUUUAGCCUUUGAGCAGGAAGUCGUGAAACUCAUGGAAACAAAUGUUACUGCAGCCAUGCAGUACCUUCAAGAUAAAGGCCUCUGCCUCAUGCCGAUUGCUCUUGCCACUGCAAUCUCAAAUCACAAAGGCUCCUCCUCGGCAGCCAUACCCCCCGAGCGGAUGAAAGAUGGUGUGACCUAUGAAGCUAUAUCUCGGAGCAGCCAAGGACCAAGUAGCUGCAAUGGAGCUCUUGUGAAACAAGAAGCUCCAGCUCAAAUACCUAAUGAAGCAAAAAUUGCCAUCUGAACUGUUCAUUCUCUCUCUCUCUCCUUUCUUCUGGUGGUUGUGUUAAUAUGACUAGUUGACUAAGAUUAGUUGUUUAGGUUAACUUUUAGUUUACUUGCUAGUUGUGUGAAAGUAGGUCUUUAGGGUUGACUAUUAGUUUAGUGGUUUAGUUAGGAUGUACAGGUUGUAAGAUUUUGUACUUUUAGUGGUUUUAAGAUUUUACUUUAUGUUGUUUGUUGUAUAUAGAGGGCUUUGUUCAGGGGAAGAUGUAGCGCUGAUUUAAAGAAAAUGGGAUUCAUGUUUCCUUAAAGUUAUAUCCAUGAAGAAAAAUGAGCAAAUCAAAAGGAUGUACUUUUUCAUUGGAAUAAUCAGAAUGAUACAAUGAUAUUUCUCUUUCAUUUAC